Athalia rosae (coleseed sawfly) is the source of this 600-nucleotide messenger RNA. Its product is annotated as piggyBac transposable element-derived protein 4-like. NCBI's taxonomy places the organism in Eukaryota, Metazoa, Arthropoda, Insecta, Hymenoptera, Athaliidae. The coding region runs from base 1 to 600 and encodes 199 amino acids. The record is from RefSeq and is a predicted model, not a curated record. The transcript has a single exon.
AUGCCUAACAAGCCGGAUAAAUUUGGAAUCAAAUUUUGGUUAGCAUCGGACGUCGAUAGCAAAUACGUCAUAAAUGCACUUCCAUAUCUUGGAAAGGAUGAAUAUAGGCCCUCUUCAGUGCCACUCUCUGAAUAUGUUGUACUCAAACUCAUUGAGCCAUUUACGGGUUGCGGAAGAACUGUGACCACAGACAACUUCUUCACAAGCAAAUCCCUAGCAACACAACUCCUUGCCAAAAAAACUACGUUAGUUGGAACUAUUCGGUCAACUAGAAGAGAAUUACCACUAAUUGCGAAGCAAAAGAAAGAUGAUAUGGAACGAUUUUCAUCGAAAAUUUUUACAACAGAUAAUUGUACUCUUACAAUCUAUAAAAGUAAGCCAACAAAAAAAGUACUUUUACUUAGUUCUAAACAUAAAUUCGUUAAAGUAGAAAACAAUGAUAAACGUUUACCUGAAACUGUUUCAUAUUACAAUAAAACCAAAUUUGGUGUAGACAUGACCGAUCAAAUGGCGAGGAAAUUUACUGCAAAAUCCAAGUCCUGCAGAUGGCCUCUCCAAGUUUUUUUCAAUAUCCUUGAUUUCGCUGGCAUAAAUGCCUGA